AUGAAAGUAAAUACAACAGCCGCCAUACGAACAAGCAAGGUGCUGCUGGUGCCGUAUGAGGCACACCACGUUGACAGGUAUCAUCGCUGGAUGCAAGAUCCUCAUAUUCAAGAGGCUACGGCGUCAGAGCCCAUGACGCUGGAAGAAGAGUACGAGAACCAGCAGUCAUGGAGAACAUCCAACGACAAACUCACUUUUAUCGUGUGUGCACCAAUUGAAAAUCCUGAAGGCAACAUCACAGCCAAAGUCCAGGACUGCGACGUAAAUACCAAAGGAGACGUCAACUUUUUCUUAUACGCCGAUGAUGGUGAGGACGACGAAGAAGAAGGACGUGCACCCAGGACGAGUACGCUUCUUGUUGGCGAAGUAGACGUUAUGAUUGCAAGCGAGGCAGACCGUGGGCAAGGCUACGGCGAAGGCGCAGUUCGUGGGCUGUUACUUUACAUUGAACGCCAUCUGAAGGAAAUAUUGUGCGAGUACACAGGCACUGAUGCCGCAAAGGACACACCACCGGCCCAACUAGACUCACUCAUGGUCAAAAUCAAAGAGUCUAACGCCGGCAGCAGAGCCUUGUUUGAAAAACUGGGCUUCAAGCAAAAAGGCAGCGUGAACUACUUUGGCGAGGUAACCAUGACAAUGAGCUGGGAUGCCGGCGUGAGUCAACGGGACGCAGCCUGGAAAGCAGCAGAUGCAGACUACGCACAACUCGAGUACAGCUACAAUAACCAAUAA
Messenger RNA from [Torrubiella] hemipterigena, 732 nucleotides. NCBI's taxonomy places the organism in Eukaryota, Fungi, Ascomycota, Sordariomycetes, Hypocreales, Clavicipitaceae. The record is from the annotation of a GenBank genome assembly.